Solanum stenotomum is the source of this 641-nucleotide messenger RNA. RefSeq lists its product as uncharacterized. The coding region runs from base 55 to 480 and encodes 141 amino acids. The record is from RefSeq and is a predicted model, not a curated record. The transcript has 3 exons. Lineage: Eukaryota; Viridiplantae; Streptophyta; Magnoliopsida; Solanales; Solanaceae.
GUCUCUACUUGCUAGGGAUUAUCAAUGUGAUGCUGAUGUGUUUCCUGGUUGCUGAUGAAUCAGCUAAUAAGAAUCUUGUCUAAAGGAGAAAAGCCUCUUCUAUUGGUAGGUCCUCUCACUUCCGUUCCUCCUUUUCCUUUUCCUCCGAUAGCUACUCAUUAUCUUCCUGCAAAUGGUCAUGUGACAGAGUGCAAGGGUAGCUCUGCUCUGACGCCCUUUAAGAGUGUUGUUGGCUUCCUCCAGAGUUGGUGGGAAAGGAGAUUUGGAAGAAGAUGGGUGAUUGAUUUAUGUAUACGAAAAAUUAUGAGGAUUUUGCUCGAUUUUGAGAUCGUCGAGAAGAUGCCCAGGGCUGAAAAUAAGCUCCGAAAGCACAUACAUUGUUGUUGUCUUCUCCUCAGAGUGCUCUACUCAAGUUUUUGUUUCACCCUUCAGGUUAGUUGUUCAUUCAAAUUAUUGAAGCUUAAGUUACCAAAAAAAUAAUUAGUAUCAUAGUUUUAUGAUAAUUAAUGAACUAUUCAGAGGCGAUAAGAGCAAUUUUAUUCGCUAGACUGACAUUGUUAAUCUGUAAUUUUGUUACUAUAUAGACAAUUUUAGCAUAUACAUUGAUCCUUUUUCAUGUGAUUUUACAUGUGAGUUUUGAA